Prorocentrum cordatum is the source of this 2175-nucleotide messenger RNA. The record is from the annotation of a GenBank genome assembly. NCBI's taxonomy places the organism in Eukaryota, Dinophyceae, Prorocentrales, Prorocentraceae.
AUGCCGGCGUCCGCGGCGAGGACCCGCGCUGCUGCGAUCAAGCAGUUGUUCUGCGAUUUCGAUAUUCGUGGCAAGUUCGUCGGGCCCUGGAUUAAUCAGAAGUGGAUCGUGCGGUUGCUGCUUACGAAGAGGUGCCGUCUCACGGUGCUUGUGUUUUGCGAGAGCACUGAGUUAGGCCCCGGCUGGUACCGGCGCCGCUGCUCGCGGGCCGCGCCCUCCGCUGCAAGGCCAGGCUUCUCCGCCCGAGCGCGCUCCCCCCCUCGCGCCGGUACUGUCCAGGCUAACCACGACCACGUCCACGGCCUUCGCGGCGCCCUGGCGGGCCCAGACGACGUCAAGGACCGCCGUCUCGACGCGCGCCGUCUCAACACCAUCCACGACGGAUCGGCGGGUCCUCUGCCACUGGGGCACAGUCUGUUCCUUCUGGACUCAUGCUGGGGCGCGCCGGGCAAGCCAGCGGGCCAGCAGGUCGCGAAUGCGAUCGUGUCGCGCCACGCGGUGCCCUCCCGUCUCGCGCGCCAAGGCGCGGUGCUGGUCGGGUUCCAGAACCGCUCCGCAAAGCACCACCUCUCCGGGAUGUGUUUCGACAGUGCGUCUGCGGCGACCGCGCUCGCUUUGGUCCAGGCCAGCUUUGGCGACGCCCGCAACCACUUCCAUCCACGGGCCCACCAGGUCCUUCUGUCGGUGGCGCUCUCCCUGGGCCAGCGACGUCUGCAGGCAGUGGGCUGCGCCGACCGAAGCAUUGUACGUCACCGCAGCGGUUUCAAGUCCCUGCGUGCCCGCAGCGCGCGCGGCGAGAAGAGCCUCGGCGCCGGUGGCCCCAAGCGCCGCCGCAACCCGCGGAGCAGCGUCGAGCCACGCGGCGAUGUGCGCCGCCUCCCGCCGAGGCUCGGCCGCGCGAGCCGCGAGACCGCCAUCCCAGAGGGGCAAACAGGACUGCACCCACUCCCGAUCGGUCCUGUCGACGCCCAGGAGGUCAUUCCAGGGGCCGCGAAGCACCGUGUCGCAGGCCCGGACGGCCACCAGGUCCUGCAGACCUUCGGCCACUACGCGGCCCUGGCCGACCCGCUCAACAGGACCAGCCUGAGCUCCCUGAAGUUCCGCCGCUUCCUCCGGGACUGCGGCCUGCUGAGCAGCGAGGCGAGGCGCCGCUCUGCCAGCAGCAGCGCUGGCCCCCUGGGCGGCGGCGAGCCGCGCCGCUGCACCGAGGCGUCCCUCGGGGGCUCGGCGCCCGGCGGCCUCCUCAGGAGCGGCUCCCUCGGCCCCGCGCGCCGUGGGUCGGCGUCGCUCUCGGUGUCCAGGGGCGGCCUGGCGAGCGGGCUGCCGCUGCGCGUCUUCGGGAAGGCGCUGCUGACCGAGGUGCAGGCCGACCUCCUGUUCGUCCAGGCUCGGCGGAGUGGUAGCAUGGGCCCAGCGCGCGGCGGCGGCGGCGGCGCCGUGGCCAGGGCGCCCGGGAAGCAGCUGGGCGUGGAGGGCUUCCGCAAGCUGCUCCAAGACCUGUCCCAGAGGUGCGCCCCGCACCUCCGGCCAGCGGGCGCCGACCCGGCCAGCAGCUCGCUGGAGCUCUUCUGCGGGCAGGUGCUGGGGCCCCUGAACCAGCUGCUGCUGGAGGCGUCGGGCUCCGAGGCCGCCGCCGCGGCGAGGACGAUGGAGUCGCCGGAGGCCGUGCUCCUCCUCCGGCGCGCUCGGCCCGGGGUCGAGCGCCUCUUCGCCGCCUACGCCUCGGCCGCGCCGGGGCGGGAGCCCGCCUGGAGCGUGGAGGCGACGGCGAGGUUCGCAGAGGACUUCCACGUGUCGCAGGAGCUGGGCCCGCUGACGGUGCAGAGGGCCUUCCAGGACUGCAUCCACCACGAGGGCUGCAGGAGCGGCGGCUCCGACGCGGAGCUGUCGGCCGCGACGCUGGAGCUCGUGCUGGUGCUGCUCGCGCAGAAGCUGCACGGCAGCCAGCAGGGGGCGACCCCCCUCGAGAAGGUGCUGGAGCUCUUCCGCCUCAUGAACGGCAUCGCGUCGAGCUCCGGGUUUGCGGGCCGCUCGUGGCCGCCGCACGAGCAGCUGAUACCCGUGCCUCUGGCCAGGCGGGCGUCCGCCGACUCGCUGACCGCGGCGCCGAGGGCGUCCCGGGACGCAGGCGACAUGACGUGGGCGGACAUGCUCGUCGGAGACGAGGCGCCCUGA